AUGGCUGCGAGUGACCAACCCGGAGGCCACGACCGUGAGCCGCCCGGUAGACCACCGAGGCUGGUCUCGGACUACUUCAAGCCAGGUCGGCAAGAGAAAGUCACCUCCAAUGAGGAAAAUGAAGACGACAAGUCAACCAGCAGUGGUGAUUCUGAAAAUUUGGAUCUCUCAUCCGAAGCUCCCAGAGUCACAAGAUCUGGCCGUCUCAUAGCUCCUGCUCAAAGACGUGCUGGUAGACGUGUCACUUCAAGAGCUUCCUCAAGAGCAUUCUCGUCAAGAGGUGACUUGACUGCAACUUCCAGAGUUGCCGGUCCUUCUCGUAUUGCUGAGUCUUCUCGCCCACCCUCAUCUGGUUCCAGCAGACGCCCACCAGCCAAGCGGCCUCAAGUCGCUAUCGACAUCUCAUCGGAUUCAGAGUCGGAAGAAGCUGAAGCUGGACCUUCAACUCGUCCAGCAAAGAGAUUCAAGACUUCAUCGGUUAUCCCACGACGUGAACCGUUGUCUGAAGCUGAUUUUGAAAAUGAGGAAUACGCCCCUGAUCCUACUGGUUUGAAGGAGGAAAAGUCUGUCAGACCUAGUGCGACGCUCUUCCAGAAUUUUGAGACCUACAACCAGGACAGAGUACAAAGGGCGUUUCAAGGCAUGCAAGUCGAACUCUCGAAUGAUCUGGUUUCGCCGCGAACAGAAGGUAUUCGACAGUCCCUCGACGUUCUUCUCAGUUUGCCCAAGAAGUACGAAUAUCAGCAUCUAGUUCAGUCUCACCAAACGACACCUCAAGGACCACGUGCGACUUCACGCGGGAAAGAUACAUGGAACCUCAUGGCCAAAGGUUCAAGACGAAGUGAAUUGCUCAUGGUUGGAAGGCUUUCGCAGGCUGAGUACACGCGACAAGAAGCAACCAUUAUAUGCGAGGCAUUUAUCGAAAUUCUCAACCGUUGGCCAGGAAAUCUAAAUGAUAUCACAUCCCCUACUGCACGCUUCAGAGCUAGCACAUCACAGGGUAGUCGCUUGAUACUUGCCUGCCGUCAUAAGCAACUGCCUCACAAACGCAUUGUUUGCCUUACUCCAUCAUUCUUGGCGGCGAAACCUGUAUCCAAGGACUUGAUAAAUAGAGAGCCUCGCUUCAAUUCUGGGAUUCAGGUGAUGGAUCCCACUACAUACAAAAUCAGGGUUGAUCAGAAGGUUGCCGGCCAUCGUCUGCUUCAAAAUUCAAGCCCCAUCCCUGAGCUAUCGGACAGAUAUCAAUUCGUCAAGUUCGAUCCUAGCGGAGAUUUCAAAAGGGUCAUUAUCAAGCAGCCUCCGGGUCCAGGCCAACCUCCGUCAUUUGAAUCGCUCCUGCCAAACGAGGAAGAUCUUCCGAUUGAUCAAGCACAGAGGGAAUCGCUUCUAAGAGCUGAACGAUUGCUCCGGUUAUAUUCUGCUUCAAUCACUAACCAAGGAGGUAUACUCGACAACGCCGCAUGCAACAACAUUUGGACGAAUCUUCUGGAGAAGUACGGUUGCAAGGUUCAUCGUGACAAAGCCGCCGGCCGAGGAACAUUCGGCGGGUAUAAUCUUAUGCGCGUGAAUCCCACUUAUGAUUCAUUCUGCACUCAUAUCGACCCUGGUCUCCAAGUACAGAAAAGGCUCCGUGAGGACCAUGGCGUAGAGCUGCCCAAGAUCAUUGUCCGAUCGACAGACCGUGCUUGGUCUCUGAGUAUUGAGCAGACUAUCUCUGAUACUUGGUUGACGGAGGCUGAUAUUCUGAAAGCAUGGACAAGAGGAGCUGAAGAAGCUGAUGGUGUCAACCAAGCCAUUCAAAGUCAAGAGAAGCCCCCCUCUGCAUGUUCGUGUACCCCAGAAAUGUCAACCAUUCAGAGCCACCCUUGCGCGCGAUGUGGCCAAUCUUUCAUCUGCAAUCAACUUGUCCUGAGUGAAUUUGUCUCUCGACGAAUGUGCAGACCCUGCAACUCUCAUCUGAUGCAACGUCCGCCAGGUGGCCAUUUGAUGGAAUACAUCCGAUCAAAACUUACUCACAUGCUGCGAAUGGAGAGGCUGAAAAGUCGAGGUAUCAUCACGGAGGCUGAGAGCGCUCUGAACCUCGAGGAAUGUAUGAAGACUAUCCAAGAGGUAUGGCCAAACAAGGAAGACAUUUCCAAAGCGAAUAUCCCAAUCGGCUCUGCGUGGCCCGAUCGAUAUUCAGGUAAAUUACAAUCAUUACCCUUGGAAAUUACCUCCAGAUCCCGAACACAACAUGACCGACCUAGUGUUGAUGCGACCUAUCCUGUCUGGCUCACUGAGAAUGGAUACAGAAUCCAUUGUCCUCAAAACAUCAGUCUUACUCUCCAGGGCUUGAACUACGCAAAGCAUAUCCAGAUCCCAGCGUAUUUGGCCAUGGUGUGUUGGUUUACACAUGAACGUACUCGGUUAGAACAGAAGUACCUAGACGACAUCCAUGGUCCCCAAGCCAGGGCUGAGCUUGACAGUCUCGAAACCAAGAUGGUCAAGAUUUCCAAGCGCCUACGCAUCAUCCGUUUGACUUUCGGCUGGACGCAAAAUCGCCGUCUCAAGAAAAAGGUCAAAAGAAACACUCAAGAAGAUUUCGAUUUCGACAUCGCUCCUUGCAUCUCUGGCCAGCCACAUCCUGAACUUCAGCGUUCAAUCGAGCGUCUUGACUCCCGUGUCAAUUUCAUACAAUCCUCCGGUGGUCGUUUCAACUGGCCAGAGGCUGAGCUGGCUCGAGUUCGGAGGGUGGCCGAGGAGAUCAUGGACUAUUUCAGUGUGAAGCUACGUAGAGGAAACGAUGGAUGUCCCUACUUUGCUCACCCAGAGAGCUUCCCCGAGAAAUGGAACUGGAAUAUUGCGUUGCGCCUAUCUUCUGAAAGGCUCAUACGUAUGAGGAGACUCUGUAAUCGCCAAUGGCCAACCUAUGACACAGUCGAGACUAUCUUCCUUGAAUGUGUUUUCCAAGCUUGCGUCGUCAAAUGUAUCCUGGAUCGCAACGACGUCCACUAUGAACAGAAAAGGCAGCUCAGGGAGAAGUACAAGUCUAUUCUCGGGUUACCGAUUUCCAUUGCUUACUAUGACGGGCUAACAUUCGCCAUUGGUCAUCGCGAACAUGGCAAAGGCAUGUUUUCAGGCUGGCCUGCCAAGCCAGUUAGUCUCAAGGAACGCCUCGAUGGCGAUGAUGAGAACAACAUGUUUGUCGAGCCACGCACUGAGAACUAUCUGAAAUUAGACUACGAUGCCUCUGUCUACCCCCAGCUGAAGAAAAUGAUCAUGGAGGUUGAUCUUCCGAAAGAGGUCUAUGACAAGACACACAAGCCUAAAGAUCUCUCCAAACAAAGCCUUGAAGAGGUCAUGUGGAACGGUGAAGAGGUCGACGAAGAUUUGAUCCAGCAAGCUCCAGGGGUUUUUGACUCCGGCCUAUCUUGGCCUGGUGAAGAGGUUCUUGAACCUGAAGGCUAUGGAACACCUAUCGGUGACACUCACAAAAAGUCAAAAACUCUCGAAAAGAAUGUUUCUCGUUGUGGACUUUCUGAAAAGGCAUUUGGAAAGAUGCCCGUACGAACCCGUUCCCUCGAGUCCCAAGCCGAAUCUGUCGUCGAAGAGCCUCCCAUGACCGAAAUAGAGCAGAAGUACGCGGAGCUACUGAAGCACAUCGAGCAGCACGAUUUAGACGCCUCCGCUGAUUUGGGUUUGAGCACCCUGUUGAACAAUCUUCGAGAUGCCAAAGACCGCGGCGACGAACAGGGCUUCAUGGCUGUCCUUGCUGUGUUGUACGCCGAAUUGGAAUGA
Molecule: messenger RNA, 3777 nt
Organism: Fusarium sp. VM40
Lineage: Eukaryota; Fungi; Ascomycota; Sordariomycetes; Hypocreales; Nectriaceae
Source: the annotation of a GenBank genome assembly